This is a messenger RNA of Plasmodium relictum, 930 nucleotides long. RefSeq names its product conserved Plasmodium protein, unknown function. The transcript has a single exon. The coding region runs from base 1 to 930 and encodes 309 amino acids. NCBI's taxonomy places the organism in Eukaryota, Apicomplexa, Aconoidasida, Haemosporida, Plasmodiidae. The record is from RefSeq and is a predicted model, not a curated record.
AUGCAGAAAAUUUUCAUAAAAUUAAAAAAUUAUAAUAUUUUAAGAAUAGAAAAAAAAUAUGGUGGUACAUCUUUACUAACAAAAAUUGGCCAAUCUUUCAAUCAAGAAAAUUUAAAAAAUAUGAAGAUGAAAUUAAAUUAUGAAAAAGAUUCAACUAGCAUAUUAAAAAAUUCAGAUACUAACGUAUUUAAAAAUUUUAUUGAUAUAUUCAGAAAAACUAAUAUAAAAGAUAAAUUGAAAAUGAAUGAUAGCGAAAAGAAAGAAAAGGAAUUUUUUGAAUAUUAUAUGAAAUGUUUAAUGAAAUAUGAAGGAAUUUUUACAUAUAAAAAGUUUCAAUUAUUUUUAAAAGAUUUAUGUGAUUAUUUUAAUCUUUUUAGUAUACGGUACAAAUAUAAAAAAAAAAUUAAUCCGCAAUUGGAAAAAUUAAAAAAACAGUAUGAAGUAUUAAAUUCCUUUUUACCAUAUGAACUGGAUUCAGAUGAUUAUAAAAUAUUUCAUAAAGAAAGUAAAAAAUACUUAGCUCAGUCAUGUAAUGUUGACAUAAAAUUUAUUGAUGAAUUAUUAUUAUUCCAUGAUUCGUUAAAGACAGAUAGGACUUGGUUUUAUAGGAGAAUAUUAUUAAAAAGAAAAUUACCUGAAAGCUUUGAAGAAAGAGAAAUUGAGGCACCAUUCGAUAGACCUGUUACUAAAACUUUUAAUUAUAACAUAAAAGAAUCAUCAUUGGAAUAUGAAGAAUAUCUUAAUAAAAAUUCUAGAAAAUUAAAAUUCAAAAAAUGGUAUUCUAAAAAACAUCCAUGGUUUAGAAAAAAUACAUCUGGUAAAGACAGAUGGAGAAUUAGACCAUAUACAAAAAAAUUUCCAUAUUUAUAUUAUUCUCGUAUACCUAAAUAUCUAUAUUUAUCUAGAAAUAAACCAAAAAUUAAAAAUUAA